This is a messenger RNA of Dromiciops gliroides (monito del monte), 2710 nucleotides long. Its product is annotated as charged multivesicular body protein 1b-2. The record is from RefSeq and is a predicted model, not a curated record. Lineage: Eukaryota; Metazoa; Chordata; Mammalia; Microbiotheria; Microbiotheriidae. Bases 286 to 885 code for a protein of 199 amino acids. Gene Ontology annotation, cellular component: multivesicular body; ESCRT III complex. Gene Ontology annotation, biological process: protein transport; late endosome to vacuole transport; endosome transport via multivesicular body sorting pathway. The transcript is spliced from 8 exons.
GCGGUUGGGGACGGUUGGGACCGUUGGGGCCCGUUGGGACGGUUGGGGCCGGUAGGGACGGUAGGGACGGUUGGAGCGCUAGGGCCCCGCCCCUCGGGCGCCUGACGCCUCCACCCGCCACCCCGCGCGGCAGCAAAGCCGGAAGUGGGUUCCCCAAACAAACGGGAGGCGCAGUCGGCUCGGUGCGAGUCGGAGCGCGGGUUCUCCGGUGACUUGCAGCCUACGAGCCACGCAGCUCCGGUGCCCCAUAGCCAGCCGCCACCCCCCGGGAGGAACGACAGGACCAUGUCGAACAUGGAAAAACACCUAUUUAACCUGAAGUUUGCUGCAAAAGAACUUAAUAGGAAUGCCAAAAAAUGUGAUAAAGAAGAAAAAGCUGAAAAGACCAAGAUUAAAAAGGCCAUUCAGAAGGGCAAUACAGAAGUUGCACGAAUACAUGCUGAAAAUGCAAUCCGCCAGAAAAACCAAGCAAUUAAUUUCUUGAGAAUGAGUGCUCGGGUUGAUGCCGUAGCAGCUAGAGUUCAGACAGCUGUGACAAUGGGCAAGGUAACUAAAUCAAUGGCAGGGGUAGUUAAGUCUAUGGAUGCUACAUUGAGGAGCAUGAACCUUGAGAAGAUAUCUGCCUUAAUGGAUAAAUUUGAACAUCAGUUUGAAACAUUAGAUGUUCAAACACAACAAAUGGAAGACACUAUGAGUAGCACUACAACACUAACAACUCCACAAAACCAAGUAGAUAUGCUCCUUCAAGAAAUGGCUGAUGAAGCAGGCCUUGAUCUCAACAUGGAGCUCCCACAGGGUCAGACUGGUUCUGUUGGCACAAGUGUUGCUUCAACAGAACAGGAUGAACUAUCACAGAGACUUGCCCGCCUCCGUGAUCAAGUGUAACACAAAGAACUUGAUGCUGCUCUUCACUACACUUACUUCUGAAACCUCCUGUGUGUGUAUCCGUGUGUGUGUGUAUGUAUGUGUCUGUGGGCUGUGUGUGCAUAGAUAUAUAUGGAAUGUUCAAAUAUUCUUGGUAGAAUAAGAUGCUUUGGGCUUACAGUUCUUUACAAAUAUGAUAAGAAGUUCAAGGGAGCUUGCACUCUUACUGGAUUUUGUCAUUCUGAACAGUAUAGGUUUAAAUGUGAAGGAUAUCUUUUAUAAGUGUCUUAGGUUGAAACUAGAGUUUAACUCAUUCUGUUUGAAACAUCUUCAUUAAACAUUAAGUCAAAAUUCUAGUACCACAAUACUUCAUCUCCUGUUUAGAAACAUUUUAAAUCCCACAUCCUUUUUAUCUCUAUAGAACUGUUAAAAAAAAAAACCAGUAGGAAUGGAAUAGGGCAGGGGAAUCUCUUUCAUUUGCUCUCAUAGCCAAAUACAAAUCAUUCCCCGUUUUGGGACGAACAGUACUGUGUAUAUUGCUCUGCUUCAAUUCAUAUUUUAAGCUUAGAUGACCAUAGGCAUUUUCACAUCAUAUUUUGACUCUGUGUAUGUGUGUUCUCUAAAAUCUUCAUGAGAUGAUCAUCUUCACACAUAAUCACUUCAUUUUCAGGAAAGAAAAAGACUUAAUUGAUAUUUGUUUUUUGCAAGAUCUGGUGAUUAUUAACUCACAACCCUAUACAUCUUUCUCCAAUGGAAUGAUAAAAUUGAGAAAUUGCCCUGUAAGAUUUUUAUUAGCCAAUAUUUUUAUGUUAGUUUACAUGGAACAUGCACAUUUCCUGGGACUAUUGUUGAUUCAUUCAGGGAAAAGUCUGACCUGUUUUUUUUUUUAAUCAAGAAUUUCCAGAACAAAGAAAUCAGUAGUGCCAUCCUUGAAACUGAAUGCAUUAGUCCACCAUGUCAUAAAGCAGCACCUCAUUACUCAUUGGGAAUCUUUAAGUGGAUUGAGAGAUUUAAGUUUGACCAUACAAGCAACAUAAACAUUCAUCUAGUCAAGUGGAAGUUAAGAUAGUUUGGGGGUAUUUUGGGUAGGAGCAGAAGGGGACUGAAUAACUGAAUUUUGUUGCCCAAGUGUCCAUUCAGCCUCUUAGAAUGGCCGGUUUAGUUUAUUAAAUGUGCAAUUUUAACAUGUAGCUAUGAUGUUUUAAUUUAGUAGUCACAAAAUUGUGGCGAAACAGUGAGUUACUAAUACAUUGUAGCAAGUAUACAAAUGGAGGCUGAAUGAGUACAGUGACUUGGGUAGGGGGAGUUUAUCCCCUCAUGAAAUAUUUCCCCAUUAAUGAAUUCCAUUGCUGUUUUUUGUUUCAUUUUUUCCAAAUAAGAAAGUUUUAUUGAAGAAUGAUUCUCCCUGUCGUGACUCGUGAAAGCAUUCGAAGUGCAAUUACAAGAGCCUUUUGCCAGACCUUUUUUAGCCAAGUGUUACCCAUUCAUCCAAAGUAUUUUCCAGUGCGAUGAGUAUGUUUGAAUGAAAAAUAGAUGAACAGGUAAAUGCAGUGAGGAAUAACUGUUGUUUGUUGAGCAUUAGGCCUCAUGUAUACAAGUUUCUUGGUAUGUGAUUAGGAUGUUUCUGUCUCCAUGUGGACAGCCUGCAUUUUGUUAAAUGAGUGAUGCUUUUUUCUCUGUAUGCAAGUGGUUGGUGUGUUUGUUUCUAUUGAAAUAUUCUAGGGAGCCAGAGAAGAGAAUUAUCACAGACCAAAAUGCCUAUGAAGUAUAAACUCUCUUUAUUUUCCAUUGUUGAAGUAUGUAACUUGUUCUUUUGAUUUGGAUAAAAAGAUUAUCAUUAAAAAUC